UCCAACAACAUUGUAUAAAAUUUGUCUUCAACCAGGCAAGAUUAAUCAGAAGUUCUUUGCUCCAAAAAAAAAAAAAAAAACUUUAAAUAUUGAAUUAAAUUAUAUUUAGUUAACAAAAUUCUAAUAAAAUAAUGAAGUCAUUCUCAGUUUUGUGUGCACUUCUCGUGUUUGUUUACGGUAUUGCUGCUGAAACUUGUCUGAAUCCCCAGGUGACAUCCACAUCAUAUGUCACUGAAGAUGCAACAAUAUUAACAAAUGUUGCAUUUACAACUCAAUUUACACUAAAAUGCAGCAAUGGUGUUAAUGAUAUUUCACUUUAUGCUGAAUGUGAGGGAAAAUCGCUGCCGGCUGUAAGACUCAGUGCUGACAAUAAAUAUCAGGUUUCUUGGACUGAUGAUGUCAAAAAAGCAAGAUCUGGAGAUUACAUUGUUAAGUUGUACGAUCAAGACAGUUAUGCAGCAAUCAGAAAAGCCAUUCGUAAUGGCGAAGAUCCAGCAACAAUUAAAUCACUUGCUGUUGUCGUACUUAACAACCCAGGAGUCUAUCAAGGACCUUGGAUCAACUCAGAACUUCUUGCUGUUUUUCUUGCAAUUGGUGUAUCAUACGUUGCAUUUACAACAAAAUCAAAACUCCUUGCUUAAAUAGUUAUUAUCUAGUUUAAUUUCAUCAUACGUAUUUAUAAAAUGUGAAAAAACAAAAAUUAUAACUCAUCAAGAAAAAAGACACAUUGUGUUUGAAUUAAAGUGUAAAUAAUUAACUUUUUUUGUUUUUUAUUUCAAAAAAAAAAUAUAUAUAUAGGUAUAUAAAGAAUAA
Molecule: messenger RNA, 813 nt
Organism: Aphidius gifuensis
Lineage: Eukaryota; Metazoa; Arthropoda; Insecta; Hymenoptera; Braconidae
Gene: Tapdelta
Product: translocon-associated protein subunit delta
Exons: 2
Coding region: 132-641 (169 amino acids)
Cellular component (GO): membrane; endoplasmic reticulum; endomembrane system
Source: RefSeq, a predicted model, not a curated record